AUGUCCCGUUAUCUUAACGUACCUAGCAAGCAGUCUGAGCAGAGCGAUGAUGACGAUGUCAUUGACAACCUUCCUAUGGAGGUGGUGGCUACUGGCAAGGUUAGGACUUCAUCGCCAUACUUGACAACAAACAUACAAGGUCUUCGAUCACGGUCUGUCAGUCCAAACCCGCAACGAGGAGCCUUAUCGUCCUCACCUUCACGCCGUGCUCCAGCUCCAGCCUCGCCAAGGUCCCCUACCCUUUCUCGAGAGAAGCAAAAGCAAAGUGCCUUCUCGAGGUCAUGUCUUGCAUUCUGGGAGAAGAAUAAGGGACCGAUAUUGGUGGUCUUUGCACAGUUGUUUGGUGCUCUCAUGAACGUUUCGGCAAGGCUACUCGAGUUGGAAGGAGAUGGAAUGCACCCUCUCCAGAUUCUCUUUGUGCGGAUGAGUGUCACCUCGAUACUCUCUUGCAUAUACAUGUACUGGAAGAACAUCCCCGAUUUUCCCAUGGGUCCCAGGAAUAUCAGACCUCUGUUGCUUCUUAGAGGGUUCAGCGGAUUCUUUGGUAUCUACGGCAUGUGGUAUUCCAUGAUGUACCUUCCCCUGGCCGAGGCAACAGUCAUCACCUUCCUCGCCCCCUGUGUAGCAGGCUACAUAUGCCACCUGCUGCUCAAGGACCCGUUCACUCGCAAAGAACAGAUCGCCUCGUUCAUAGCCCUCGGAGGAGUUGUCCUCAUCGCCAAACCCACUUCGCUCUUCUCGUCUUCCACUGAUUCACCUCCGCCAUUGUCAGGGGAAGGUUCUCACCAUCCACCUGGAGACAAUGCAACACCUACCCAACGUCUUUUCGCCAUCUUGGUUGCCUUACUCGGCGUCCUUGGAGCAGCGGGGGCAUACAGUACCAUCCGCUGGAUAGGCAAACGGACUCACCCGCUAAUCACGGUCAACUAUUUCUCUGUUUUUAGUACCAUCGUCAGCACCACCGCUUUACUUGUCUGCCCACUGCUGGAUAUCGGACAGCCAGCCAUCAGAUUUGGGUUUCCGUCGUCAGGUUAUCAGUGGUUUCUGUUGGGAAGCUUGGGUAUAUGCGGCUUCGGUUUGCAGUUUCUGUUGACGGCAGGGCUCGCAGGAGAAAAGAGCAACAGGGCGACGGCAAUGGUGUACACUCACAUGCUGUUUGCUGCUGGGUUUGACAGGUGGGUGUUUGGACACACAAUGGGGCUGUGGAGUGUGAUGGGGUGUGCCUUGAUCUUGGGAGGGGCAAUGUGGGCGGCUCUGGGCAAGAAGAAGGUGGAAGGGGCGGGGUCCAAGGAGCAGGAUGUGGAAGGGGGCGGUGCCAAUAGUAGAGAAGAAGGGGUGCCGAUGUUGAAUGGAGAGGACACAAGCUCUGGGGACGAGGAGGGAUCUAUGGAAAUGGAUAGGCUGAGAAGUAGAUGA
Podospora anserina S mat+ is the source of this 1416-nucleotide messenger RNA. RefSeq lists its product as uncharacterized. Gene Ontology annotation, cellular component: membrane. Bases 1 to 1416 code for a protein of 471 amino acids. The record is from RefSeq and is a predicted model, not a curated record. The transcript is spliced from 2 exons. NCBI's taxonomy places the organism in Eukaryota, Fungi, Ascomycota, Sordariomycetes, Sordariales, Podosporaceae.